GUUGGCUCCUGAAGCAACAAAGGUUGCUGCAAUUCAGGAUUCGACAGACUUUUACACGCCUCAAGGAGGCCUUGAUGCGUGCACCUGUUAUGAAGUUACCUGACCCUACCCCGCCCUUCGUACUAACUACUGAUGCUAGCCAUUAUGGGUUUGGGGCAGUACUUCAGCAGGACAGUGGGCAUGAUCUGCAGCCUGUUGAGUAUAUAAGUAAGAAGAUCAAAGUGAAGAAACUGCAGGAUUCUACAUACGAGAAAGAACUGUAUGCUCUGGUGUCAGCGCUCAAGCAUUGGAAGCAUUUCCUCAUGGGUAGGCACUUCAAGAUCUACGCAGAUCACCUUAGAGUGGAUGAAGACCCAAGGGGAACUGAACGACAAGCUUGGGAAGAACAUGAUGACGGAGUCUGUGUGGACGAGGUGGUUUGUGGAUUAGGAAGAGGGGUAGCGGAUGGAGACAAAACUAGGGGAGGUAGGAGUGGUGAAGACAGCGGCGGUAUAGUAGUCGGAAGGUGGGUAACAGACGGAGAUAAAACCAGGGGAAGUAAAGGCGGUGAAGAUGGGAAGGAUGAAGUCAGGGGUGGUGAAGUGGCUGAAGCGGACACAGGGGGGGCAGUCGCAGGUGAGACCCGAAGAGGGGACUCUGCAGGUGGUAAUGCAGGCAUGGCCAUAUAUGCCAUGAAGGAGCACACCGAGACCGAGGGCAACACAACAGCUGUGGUGGCCACGGAUGCCAUGGAGGAACACACCGAGACCAAGGGCGACACAGCAGCCGUGGUGGCCACGGAUGCCAUGGAGGAACACACCGAGACCAAGGGCGACACAGCAGCUGCGGGUCGAGUUGCUCUCGCGGAAUCAAUCGUAGAAGCAACCAAGGCCGAUGGGGAAGAGGCUGCGAAACGAAAAGGGGUAGCCAGGGUCACAAACGGCAUGGAAGGGGUCAUUACGACUGAUGAGGACGCAGGUGCAGCAGAUGCAAGUAAUGAAGAAGAGGCUGUGAUAGGUGUGACAAGCGCCGGUAAUGAAGAAGGGGCUGUGACAGGCGUAGUCCGAGGACAGUGUGUGGACACCCGAGAAACUUCGUCGACAAAGUUUGUGUGGGAGACGUACUGGUGGUUUAAGGUGCGUGGUUCUUGCUCUCUCGGUGCUGUAGCUGUGUCUCCAGUGGGUGUCGGUGAAGAUGUAAGUUUGAUCUCUCGGCAGUUCUUCCAUACGUUCAUGCAUACCUGUGGUUUAAGGCCCCCCUUUUGGGGUGUUCAACUGGAAAGGGUGCAGAAUCAUAUUCCCAUAUUUUGCAAUGCUUGCAAGAAUGUGCAAAAUUUGGCGCAGGCGUUUGUGGGAUGUUCUCUGCCAUCUCGAGCUUUGCAUGCCAUGCAUCAAUUGAAUGCAGUCUGGUAUCCAAAGCAAUGCAGGAAUGUUGCCGUCAGCCAUCAGAAGCCAUGUUGUGCUUUGAUGCAGCUUCUGCGCCAGAAUUUCAGUGGAAGUGCACAUUGUAGGCGGCAGCAUGUGAAGCCUGGGCACCUGCCAGAGGGGAUGCCAAGUAAGCAUGGAUGGGAUCAAAGGGCACGAUGCAGCCAAAACCUGCGGGCAAGAUUGUGCCAUUCGAGUCGGGUAAACGUUGGUCAUGUUGAACACGAUCCUCCCCGCUCUGCCUACAUACACAUCCCAUUUUGCAGACGCCGCUGCUAUUAUUGUGAUUUCCCGAUAUCUGUUGUUGGGACGAAGAGCGAUCCAGCGUUGAUCUCAGAAGGGAUGGCGCAGUACGUGGACCUGGUGUGCAAGGAGCUAAAGACGACCGCUCUUAAUUGUCAAGCCAGGGGUGGUAAUGAUCCUGCAAUGCCGCACAAUGAUUCCCCCACAUACCCUCUUGAUACAGUGUCUUUUGGUGGUGGCACACCAUCGUUACUCCCCCCUUCGUUAAUGCAGCGGAUCCUGGAUGGUCUUGCAACUCACUAUGGCAUUGCGGCUGAUGCCGAGAUCUCAAUGGAGAUCGAUCCUGGGACUUUCAACGAACCCAGACUGAGAGGGUAUCAGAAAUGCGGCGUCAAUCGCUUCAGCAUGGGAGUGCAGGCUUUUCAGCCAGAGCUCCUGUCAUCGUGUGGCCGGUCUCAUGAUUUGAAUGAUGUGUACAAUGCCAUCGCUACUUUUCAUAAGGUCGGUGUCGAGAACUGGAGCAUCGAUCUGAUUAGCGGCUUGCCGAAUCAGACACUGGGAAAUUGGCAGCAGUCGUUGACCGAAGUCGUGAAGGCGGCACCUGCCCAUGUGUCCGUCUAUGACUUGCAGGUCGAGGAGCGGACUCCCUUUGCCAGAUGGUAUCGAUCUGGCGAAACUCCGCUUCCAAGUGAUGAAUUAGCGGCCAAGAUGUAUCGUGAAGCAUCAAGGGUUUUACAGGAGGCUGGAUACAGACAUUAUGAGAUUAGCAACUACGCGAAAACGGGGUUUGCGUCGAGGCACAACCUAUGCUACUGGUUGAAUCGGUCGUAUUACGCGUUUGGGAUGGGUGCCACCAGCUACGUUGGAGGCCAGCGGUAUACUCGUCCAAAGAAGAUGCGUGAAUAUGCUUCUUGGGUGGAUGCGUUUGUCGCCAACGGUGGGCGUCUUGAUUGGCCUGUAGAUGGCCGAGAGGAUCGCCUUCUUGAUACACUCAUGCUUAGUCUCCGGCUUGAUUCUGGAGUGGACCUGCAGGCAUUGGAGAGUGAAUUCGGAGGAGACGUGGUAGAUGUACUGGAGGAGGAAUUUGAAAGGUUUUCAUCAAGAGGUCUUGUGGCAGUGCUUGACCGCAAUGACCAUCACAUCGCGCCCAAUAGCAAUAGCAGAUUGCCUGGGACUCUAGGCUCGGAUUCAACAGAGAGUUCCCUUCUUAGCAACGGUGGUAGAGGGUUUAUAAAUAGGAAGCAAGAGGUUGGAUGUGAACCGGUACAUCAAGUAGAUGCGGCAGAGGCUCAUUCAUACAAAGAGGGAGAGGAGAAUGGAUGGUGCAGUGGUGAAGCACCCAUGGAAGUUCCCUCUCCCCAGCGGUCACCGUCUCCUGGCCAACGAAAUGUCAAACAUGGCUCUAUGUGCGAACAGCGAGUCCGGGAAGGAAUGGCAGGUGGCCGUGUCGGCGCGGGGGUUGCGGCAGCUGCUGCUGCGGCUAAGGCAUGGCGGAGAGGAGGACAGGGUGUGGUGAACUGGUUUCCUGGGCACAUGGCAAAGGCUACCCGAGAGAUACGCGACACUCUCCGGCGGGUCGACCUUGUGGUGGAAGUGCGUGAUGCACGAAUCCCGCUCUCCUCGGCGAAUGAGCAGCUGUCGGACAUGAUUUCACACAAGCGAAGGCUGGUCGUGCUGAACAAAAUGGACUUGGGUAAUCAGAAUCUGCAGCAGAGAUGGGCUCAGUACUUCGAGACGCAAGGGCUACGACAUCUCUUUGUGAAUGCGCAUCAUCAGAAAUCGCUGGGCCAAUUACUGAACACUGUGCAGUCCAUCCUGACGGAGGAGAGGGCGAAGGAAGACUCCUUGAUGGUUAUGGUGAUUGGGAUUCCAAACGUCGGGAAGUCGGCAAUUAUCAAUGGGAUAUACCGCCUGUCAACAGGGCAGUCGGCGCAGGGCAAGAGGCAGUCCACACAGGGCAAAGCCCCCCUAAAGACUGCAAAAAUAGGACCCCUACCCGGUGUAACGAGGGAAGUGGCCUGCUUCAAGGUCGGCGAGGCGCCAAGCACGUACAUCAUGGACACACCGGGCGUCAUGGUUCCUAACGUAAAGGAAGCCACGGUUGGUCUGAAGCUUGCGCUGACUGGGGCCGUGAAGGAUUCCGUCGUCGGGGAGGAACGCCUAGCACGAUAUCUCCUUCGCGUGCUUAACCUAUGUGGAGGAGGAGGCAUUCUCAAAGGGAGUCAGCGGAACAGGAUCGCUUCGCCGCAAAAUGACCAUCCGGAUCCUGGCUUUGUCGGUGAAAACCAACCACAGCCAUCGCAGGCACCGAGCGGCAAUUCGUGGUCACCUGGUAGCUCACCUGUCUUCGGUGAAAUGACAGAUGGCGGAUCACCGCAAUCAGAGAUCGGCGUAUCAUUGCAGUCGCAGAACAACAAGUCACAGGCAGGAAGAAGGUCCGUUGGUGUACGAGAUAAAGAACCCCCUGUGCCAGGGAGUGACACAGCGUCGAGGAGCGCUGCAGCCAUUUCAGAAGUCCUGGCAAUGCCAUCUGAAGAGUUGAAUUUGGUAGGAGACACAUUUCCUCAGUCUGAGCCAGUAGUAGAAGAGGAAGAGGAGGCCUUUGAGAGGCGGAUAGAUAUGCAGAUGAAGCUCCUUAGAAGGCGUUUCAAAGUGCCAAUGGAGAAGGGGGACUCCGGAUGGGAAGUUGUUGGAAGGAGAAUUUUGCAGGCUUAUAGAGCAGGUAAUUUGGGCAAGUACACGCUAGAUGUCGUCCCGGACUAGUAUAGCCUGGUGGAGGUUUUCCUCCCUCCCUAUUCAGAGAUCCACUUGCGCCCUGUAUGCUACACACUUGUGAGAAUAUACAUGCCAACACAUCUUGACGGUUGGAUGCUCUAAAGCACGGCGCAGUGGUACCUUGGUGCUUUUGGCUGAACGAUACCUGGCGGUAGUUUUUGAUGAAUGUGGGUAUUGAUGGAGUUUCGAUCCCUCAUCCUUCUAAGGGAUCAUUGCUAGUGCAUUGUAUAUCGGAAAUAUCUCAGUGUCAUAUGCAUGCUGUAGCAUUUGAUGUCGAUACAUCUGGAGCAGCAUUGUAUACCGUAC
Molecule: messenger RNA, 4727 nt
Organism: Chara braunii
Lineage: Eukaryota; Viridiplantae; Streptophyta; Charophyceae; Charales; Characeae
Source: the annotation of a GenBank genome assembly